This is a messenger RNA of Rhodamnia argentea, 552 nucleotides long. Its product is annotated as protein FATTY ACID EXPORT 4, chloroplastic-like. The coding region runs from base 1 to 552 and encodes 183 amino acids. Gene Ontology annotation, cellular component: membrane. The transcript is spliced from 4 exons. The record is from RefSeq and is a predicted model, not a curated record. NCBI's taxonomy places the organism in Eukaryota, Viridiplantae, Streptophyta, Magnoliopsida, Myrtales, Myrtaceae.
AUGUCGUUCUCGCUGUCGCCGCCGACAUUCCCACCCAAACCCACCCCAGUCCUGCUACACUCCCAGCGCUGGAACUACUAUCACCCCAAUCACUCCGUGACUCGCCAUUUCGAUGGUCACGCUGCGACUUCGCUGAAGCUGAGGUUUGGCAUCGGCUCGGGGCUGACGUUGAGCGAAUUGCCCAGCCACAAGCGACGUCGUUUCCGGUGCGAAGCCCAACUGGGCGACCUUGCUCCGGUCACCUCCGCCGUUUAUGGGUCUCUUCUUCUCGGCGGCGGUCUCUUCGCCUUUAGCAGGUCAGGAAGCAAGGGCUCACUUGCUGGAGGGUGCACUGGGGCUGUUCUAAUGGCCACUGCCUACUAUCUUAUGCAAGCACCAGAGACAAAAUCAAUUGGUUAUGCACUUGGAUUUGGCGCCGCCUUUCUUUUUUCAUCCGUGUUUGGUAUACGCUUGGUGGCUACACAAAAACUGACCCCGGCAGGUCCUCUAUUAGCUCUCUCAGUCCUCGCAUUGGCAGUUUUCAUAUCUGCUUAUUUGCAAGAUACUGUCUGA